Eutrema salsugineum is the source of this 2824-nucleotide messenger RNA. Its product is annotated as mannosyl-oligosaccharide glucosidase GCS1. The transcript is spliced from 22 exons. Gene Ontology annotation, cellular component: endoplasmic reticulum membrane. Lineage: Eukaryota; Viridiplantae; Streptophyta; Magnoliopsida; Brassicales; Brassicaceae. Bases 162 to 2705 code for a protein of 847 amino acids. Gene Ontology annotation, biological process: protein N-linked glycosylation; oligosaccharide metabolic process. Gene Ontology annotation, molecular function: Glc3Man9GlcNAc2 oligosaccharide glucosidase activity. The record is from RefSeq and is a predicted model, not a curated record.
UUCAACAUGUGUAGUUUGCAAAUAGGAGUUAAUUAGAAAAAUAAACGUUUAAGUCAAAGUCAACCUUUUCUAUACCUUCACUCUCCCUGCUUAAUCACAAGAGCAAAAAAAAUCAUCUGAUCGUUUCGAUCGCAUUUUUUUCCGGUUAAAUUUCUCCGACCAUGACCGGAGCAAGCCGUCGGAGCGCGCGUGGUCGGAUCAAAUCAUCAUCUACCGGCACCGACGAAGGCGGCGAUUCGCUUCGUUAUUCCCCGAUUACCCGCCGAGGCAGAGCCAAGGAGCUUGUGUCGAUCGGUGCUUUCAAGGCGAAUCUCAAGAUUUUGAUUGGGCUAAUUAUUCUGGGGAUUGUAGUCAUCUACUUGCUAAUCAAUCGGUUGUUUGAUGAGUCCCAGAACCCUAGGGUUAUCACUCCUUUUCCUGCUCCCAAACUCAUGGAUUUGUCUAUGUUCCAGGGCGAGCACAAGGAGAGCUUGUACUGGGGAACUUAUCGUCCUCAUGUUUAUUUUGGAGUUCGUGCAAGGACUCCACUGUCCCUGGUAGCUGGCUUGAUGUGGCUUGGUGUCAAAGACGAGAUGUAUGUUAUGCGGCAUUUCUGUGAAAACUCCGAUGAUCUUAGCUCAUUUGGCUGGAGAGAACACAAUGGACGGGAUUUCGGGCGGCAAGAGCUUGUUGAAAACGAUAUGAUAUUGGAGACAAGUUUUGUCAAGUCAAACGAGGACAGCCUUGGUUAUGGAGGGGAUUGGGCAGUUCGGAUUGAUGUAAAAGAUAAAGGGUCGAAUGGUGAUGCAAAGAGAAGCGCACAUCUCUUCUUUUAUUUAGCUGAUGAAGGUGGCAAUGUUCUAAAUUUAGGCCAUGAUAAUUUAGAUUUUCAAGGGAGCUCUCUCCUGGUUUCGGGUUCACGUGAAGAUGUAGGAGACUGGCAGAUACACUUAAAAUCACAGAAUCAGCUUGAGACACAUUAUUCCGGUUUCAAGACGCCUCACAUCUAUAAUCUGUCUGAUUUAGUUCAGCGAAAUCUCGCUCUACAGGCUAGGAAAUUUGGACGACUUCAGCUCUCUGACACGUCAGAGGAUUCUUCUAACAUUUACGUCUUUCAGAUUUCUGGGAGGCUUCCAUUUACGAUAGAUAUUCCCUUCGUCUCCGGGAUCAGAGGAGAAAGUUCAAGCGUGGAAAAGCGUUUAACAAGUCUCACAGGCUUGCCACUCUCUGAUCUCCUUAUAAAGAAACAUAGGGAAUUUGAUGCAAGGUUUAAGGAAUGCUUCAACCUUUCUGAAAAGCAUGAUUCAGAAACAUUGGGUGUUGGCAAGACUGCAAUUGCAAACAUGCUUGGUGGCAUUGGUUACUUCUAUGGUCAAUCAAAAAUUUAUGUUCCUAAAAGCACAAAGCCUGAAAGUCGGGAUGAUUUCUUGCUAUAUUGGCCAGCCGAGCUGUACACCGCUGUUCCAAGCCGGCCCUUUUUUCCUCGGGGAUUUUUGUGGGACGAAGGUUUCCAUCAAUUGUUGAUCUGGCGCUGGGAUUUUCGUAUCACCUUGGAUAUUGUUGGACACUGGUUAGACCUAUUGAACAUAGAUGGAUGGAUCCCACGUGAGCAAAUUUUGGGUGCUGAAGCUCUGAGUAAGGUUCCAGAGGAGUUCGUAGUUCAGUACCCGAGUAAUGGCAAUCCACCAACACUAUUUUUGGUGAUACGUGAUCUAAUUGAUGGUAUAAGGACGGAAAAGUUUAUCGCUUCAGAAAGGGAUGAAAUAUUGUCAUUCCUUGAGCGGGCUUCUGUACGCUUAGAUGCAUGGUUUCAGUGGUUUAAUACUUCCCAGACAGGCAAGGAGAGCGGAAGCUACUUUUGGCAUGGCAGAGACAACACAACAACUCGAGAACUUAACCCUAAGACGCUUUCCUCGGGGCUGGAUGAUUAUCCCCGGGCUUCGCACCCAAGUGAAGAUGAGCGACACGUUGAUCUUAGAUGCUGGAUGUACCUCGCUGCAGAUUGCAUGCGUUCCAUCUCAGAGCUUUUAGGAAACGAAGUUAAAUUUUCAAAGGAGGAUUACAAUUCAACUGCCAAGCUCCUUUCAAAUUUCGAUCUUCUGAAUCAGAUACACUAUGAUAAGGACCAUGGGGCUUAUUUCGACUUUGGUAAUCAUACAGAGAAAGUUAAGUUGAUAUGGAAAGAGAUAAUUGCAGAAAAUGGGCACCUAUCUCGACAGCUUGUAAGGAAGACUUUUGGAAAGCCGAAGCUAACAUUAGUUCCUCAUGUGGGUUAUGUCAGCUUCUUUCCCUUCAUGUCUAGAAUCAUCCCAGCUGAAUCUCCAAUCCUCGAGAAACAGCUUGAUCUCAUUUCAAACAGGAGCAUCUUAUGGAGUGACUAUGGACUAGUUUCGCUUGCCAAAACCAGUUCAAUGUAUAUGAAACGUAACACUGAGCAUGAUGCACCAUACUGGAGAGGCCCUAUCUGGAUGAACAUGAACUACAUGAUUCUUUCGUCUCUGCAUCAUUACUCUAGAGUGGAUGGGCCAUACACCGAAAAGGCAAAAGAGAUUUACAAGGAACUAAGGAGCAAUUUGAUAAGGAACGUGGUUAGAAACUAUUAUCAGACAGGGUACAUCUGGGAACAAUAUGAUCAAGAUAAGGGAACAGGCAAAGGCACGCGUCUCUUCACCGGCUGGUCUGCGCUUACCUUGUUAAUAAUGUCCGAAGAGUAUCCUAUUUUUUGAAGCUCCUUUUCUCCAAACUCAUGCAAAAGUAACUUAAAACUAUAAACAUAUGUUAGUUAGAAGAUGAUCAGUUUUGAUGUAGAGCUAUCAGUUUUGAUGUAGAGCUUUUCAUAUUCCCU